Molecule: messenger RNA, 927 nt
Organism: Uncinocarpus reesii 1704
Lineage: Eukaryota; Fungi; Ascomycota; Eurotiomycetes; Onygenales; Onygenaceae
Exons: 2
Coding region: 1-927 (308 amino acids)
Biological process (GO): ergosterol biosynthetic process; farnesyl diphosphate metabolic process
Cellular component (GO): endoplasmic reticulum membrane
Molecular function (GO): squalene synthase [NAD(P)H] activity
Source: RefSeq, a predicted model, not a curated record
AUGUCGCCGGGCCUUGUGGGUGAGGGUCUAACAAGAUUGUUCGUCGAGGCUGGAUUCGCUCGGCCCCAACUUCUUGAACGCCCUCAACUAUUCAAGUCAAUGGGCCUAUUUCUCCAAAAGACUAACAUCAUUCGUGAUGUACGAGAGGAUGAAGACGAUAACCGUCGCUUCUGGCCAAAGGAGAUUUGGUCGAAGCACGUCGACAACUGGGAGGAUCUUUUUAAGCCAGAAAACCGCGAUGCAGCCUUGAACUGUAGUGCAGAAAUGGUGAUGAAUGCCCUUGGCCAUGCGGAAGACUGCCUUUUCUACCUAGCUGGCUUAACCGAGCAGAGUGUGUUUAACUUUGCUGCCAUUCCUCAGAGUAUGGCUAUUGCUACCCUAGAGCUAUGUUUCCGAAAUCCAGCCAUGUUCGACCGCAACAUCAAAAUCACAAAAGGCCAUGCUUGCCAGUUAAUGUGGCAGUCAACUCAGAAUGUCCGAGUCAUUUGCGAUGUCUUCCGUCUAUAUGCUCGAAGAAUACACAAGAAAAACUCGCCAAAGGACCCCAAUUUCCUAAAGAUUAGCAUGACAUGUGGAAAGGUCAUUCCCUCUAUCUCUCUGGUUGUCUUCCCCUUGGUUAUGAUAUUAAUUCCAAUGCAGAUUGAAAAGUUCAUCGAAUCGAUCUUCCCAACGCAAACCGUUGAAGAAGCCAACCGAAGAGUAAACAAUGAGAAGAGCGCCGAAGACGCCAAGAGAGCCGCCGAGUCCGCCGAAGCCACGCGGGAUGUCAUUUUCAUUCUUGUCUCACUUUUCGGCAUCCUCAUCGUUGUCUCCUCGAUUAUGUUUGGUGCUGCCUGGAUGAUGGGUGCACGGUUUGACUUGGCCUUCCAGGAACUCAAGAAAGGAAAUUUUCGCCCCCCACGAUCCUUGACGCAUGGGGAGCUGUAG